AUGGACGAACUUUCGGAACUGAAUGAAAAAACAGGAGACUGGGGAUUCGAUGGACUUCCCGGACCUCAAGCGUUAGUCGAAAGACUAGGAUUUAAAAGACAACCUGGAUUCCUGGGAUUGCCUGGCGAAAAAUGCAAUCAAGGAAAGGUACUUGCUAAGGUUGAGAAAGGUGAGCAUGGAAUUUCUGGAUUAAGAGGACUCGACGGAUUACCUGGCAGACAAGGGAUCUCUGGAGCUAAAGGCGAAUCAGGUUUUCCUGCUGCUUUCCCAGGCCUGAAAGGAGAAAGAGGUUUCCCUGAGAAACGAGGUGCUCCUGGUAUCGAUGGUUUAUCUGGAGAAAAAGGUGACAUCGGUUUGCCAGACCGCAAUGUUCUUGAUGAUAUAAGGGAAAAAAAGGACCCCUGGGACCACUCGGACCAGUGGCCUUCCUUGAUCCAAAGGGAGAAUACGGUGAACGCGGACCUGGAUCACUGUGCAGGAUUCCCUGAACCCAAAGCCGACGCGGGUUGUCUGGCCAACCUGGAUCCUGUUGGAAUGAUUGAAGAGAAAGGUUUCCCGGCUGCGCCUGGCAAUCCCGGUAUAUCAGGAAUCCCAGGAGUUAUAGGUCAGAAGGGAGAACCAGCACCUCCAGGCCAGCCAGGUCCCAAAGGAGACAAGGAAGUAGUCGAACCCUCUGAACCACGAGAGGAACGUAAUUUGUCAGGUCCGAUUGGCCCUCCUGGACGAGACGGUAUACCAAGCGUGAAGGGUGGCCGUGGAAGAAACGCUUUUCCAGGUACUCCAGGUCCAGCGGGCGAAAGAGGCGACAGAAAUGAAGUAGAUAUCGUCCGUAGUACUGGAUCAGUGGGCAAACCAGGUCCCAAAGGAGAAUCAGGACCGGCUUGCUAA
Zophobas morio is the source of this 888-nucleotide messenger RNA. RefSeq names its product collagen alpha-1(IV) chain-like. The transcript has 6 exons. The record is from RefSeq and is a predicted model, not a curated record. Gene Ontology annotation, biological process: extracellular matrix organization. Lineage: Eukaryota; Metazoa; Arthropoda; Insecta; Coleoptera; Tenebrionidae. Gene Ontology annotation, molecular function: extracellular matrix structural constituent conferring tensile strength. Bases 1 to 888 code for a protein of 295 amino acids.